Molecule: messenger RNA, 822 nt
Organism: Pestalotiopsis fici W106-1
Lineage: Eukaryota; Fungi; Ascomycota; Sordariomycetes; Amphisphaeriales; Sporocadaceae
Exons: 2
Coding region: 1-822 (273 amino acids)
Cellular component (GO): nucleus; cytosol
Source: RefSeq, a predicted model, not a curated record
AUGGCAAUCUCAGAGGAUCAACGGCGGGCCCGCAGACCCGGAGUCAUGCACGUCGCCGUCCUCGAAUGCGAGACGUUGCCCGAUGCUAUUGUCGAGGCUCGCGGUAAUUUCGCCAACAUCUUUAACCAAUGGCUCCAGACGGGCGUCAACAAGGUCAACUACAAAAGACCACCCCAGAGACGCACCUCCAUUGAGGUGACCAGGUGGCCUGUGGUGCAUGGAGUAUACCCGAGUGACAUCACCAAGGUGGACGCUUUCAUCAUCACAGGCUCCAUUUGCAGUGCCUAUGAUGACUAUCCUUGGAUCCGGGCGCUGGAGGAGUUCGUUAGAGUGGUAUAUGAUACUCACCCUCACAUCAAAUUCUUCGGCGGUUGCUUUGGCCACCAACUACUUGCCCGCGUCUUUCUUGGCGAACAUGGAGUAAAGGUGGUUGGGGCCGACUAUGGCUGGGAGAACGGCGUCCACGAUGUCAAUCUUACACCUCAGUUUGUGUCACAGUUCCCUUUCCUCCAAGGACAGACAAUGCGGUAUCAGUUCCUCCACAGCGAUGAGGUUGUCACGACUCAACCUCUGCCCCGGGGCUGGCUCUCGGUCGGGUCGUCCGACAUGUGCAAGAACCAGGGGCUGUACCAGCCUGGAAGAGUCCUGACCUAUCAAGGUCAUCCUGAAUUCGACCGACGCAUCCUGUACUACUUUACCGACUUUCUAGGCAGUACUGGAACCAUUGACAACGACGUCUACGAGACAUCGCUCAAACUUAUUGAUCGGGAUUCUACGAGCCAAUUGGCUGCCGAGGUGGUGGUGAGGUUUCUGGAAAUUUGA